GACCCUCAAUGCUUCCAACUUUAAAUAUGGUUGGAGAUUUCAUUGCAUUGGAACGUAUAACUCAUAGAUUAAAACUUCUUGAAAUUGGGGAUGUGGUUGUUUGUGUUACUCCUACGGAUCCUUGGAGAUCAGUUUGUAAACGCAUUUUAGGAAUGCCAGGGGAUCGAGUGUGCAUCGAUCCAACAGCAGUCAAUCGUAGAUAUAUUACUGUACCUUCUGGUCAUGUUUGGAUACAAGGUGAUAAUAUGAGUAAUUCCACUGACUCAAGAAAUUAUGGACCCGUACCUUAUGCUUUAAUCAAAGGAAGAGUAUUUGCAAGA
Messenger RNA from Racocetra fulgida, 320 nucleotides. The record is from the annotation of a GenBank genome assembly. NCBI's taxonomy places the organism in Eukaryota, Fungi, Glomeromycota, Glomeromycetes, Diversisporales, Gigasporaceae.